CAGUGCGCUCUCGAACUCACAUCAGAACAAUGUAGAAGAGAAAGCCUGUGAAUGUGAGGUGAUAGUUUGAUUAUUAAUGAAUCAGAUUUAGUAAACUGACAGGUUGUGUUUUUAUCAGCUUUUGUCUUUAACUCCUCACACACUGGGUCAUGGCGCUCGUCCACUGUUUACUGUUAAAUUACAUCUUGUUUUCGGUCACAUUUUUGGACACGUCUGCGCUACUGAACCCCAUUAAAGAGGUCAUUUUGGACUCUACUUUAGAAAUAAAUCUGCAAUGGAUAUCUGAGCCCCAAAGUGCGUGGAAAAAGACCAAAUUAAAGCUGGGACUGCCCUCGGCCCACUUUGUCUACCAAGGCUGUGACGCAAAACUUAAAAACACACUAAAAACACUGUGGACUAAAUGGAUUGCAAAGAAGGAUGCCAAAGAGCUUCAGCUGGACCUGCUUUUUGCUCAAAAUGACAGGGAACCUGUCAUUAUUUACUUAUUGGAGUCGGAUAAACCAGUGGAACGUCCUCGUGCUGGACAAAUGAGAAAACAGUCUGUAGCUUCACAGGCAUUUAUUAAUUCUGGUAGCCUUCAAGACAUAGAGACAUAUCUGUAUCAUGCGCAGGGUCUAGACUUGGGAAAGAUCACGAAAAAUGGCUUUCAUUUGGGUUUCUCCUACAGUGGAUCGUGUAUGUUUAUUUCCUCCGUGCUGGUCUUCUACAUGAAAUGUCCAGAGCUUACAGUGAACCAGACUCAUUUUGGAGCAACCUCAGCAGGAUCAGAAUGGAUCAGAGGCAAGUGUGUGGAUGGAGCAGAAGAAGUGUCUACACCAAAGAUUGAGUGCAAGUCUAAUGGACAGUGGGGUGGAAUGCAAGGUUUCUGUGCAUGUAGAGCUGGUUAUCAAAAAGAAGGAAACAUAUGUAAAGCUUGUGGUUUGGGAAGCUACAAAACUGCCAAUGCUAGUGGAGAAUGUCUGCUUUGCCCAUCCAAUAGCAGAACAUCCUCAGAAGGUGCUUCAGAGUGUGAAUGUGAUAAAGGAUAUGCCCGUCUGCAGAAUGACCCACCACAACUAGGCUGUACAAGAUCUCCAUCAGCACCGCUCAACUUAACUAUCCAUCACUUGAGCAACACAGCCCUGAUUCUGAACUGGGCCAUGCCUGCAGAUCUGGGUGGAAGACAGGAAGUGAUGUAUGAUGUAGAGUGUAAACAAAAAACAGGGGAAUUUCAUGAAAUAUGGGUUCCAUGCAACAGUUCCUUGUUAAUAAGUCCACAAUCCAGGGGAUUGACUGAAACGAUGGCCAACAUUACUGGAUUACAUCCACAUGUGAGCUACCAGGUUUCUGUCAGAGCAUACAACAGAAUAUCUCAGAAACUGGGCACAUCUGGGUCUUCACAGACCAUUACUAUAUUGAAGAAUCCAGUAGUAAUCACUGCUGUUCCUGUACCAACCCCUGCUGCCCAGGAACAACUCAACACUCCAGUGAUUGUCAGUGUGCUGUGUGUAAUACUACUAUCUCUAAUACCAGCUGUCUUCUUUAUACGCAGACGUUAUAACAAAUUCAGAGAUCAUGAAGUGGACCUUGUGCCUUUACAGGAUGUUGGUACAACAUACAGACAGUCUGAACCACAAGCUACACCUCCUCAACCAACUAAUAGCUCUGUUCAGAUUUUGGAUAGCGUGAAUAAACGUUUGCUGUCUGCUAUUAAAGACGUGUUGGUGGAUCGCAGCCGAAUCACAUUGGGCAAAGAGCUAGGGAAAGGUGAAUUUGGGACAGUCUAUGAGGGCAUAUUCCUAUCAGAUGAUAAUGAAAAUAUCCAAGUGGCAGUGAAGACCAUGAGAGUUGGAAUUUACAGCCAGGAUGAUCUGCAGUCAUUUCUUAAGGAAGCUGAAAUUAUGCAGCACUUUGACCAUGAUAACAUUGUGAAACUUCUAGGUGUCACACUGGAGACAGUACAGGACUCGUCCAUCCCUGUUCCACUUGUCAUCCUACCAUUCUUGAAACAUGGAGACCUGAGACGAUUUCUUAUAGCCACCCGCUAUGGUGACAUUCCUAUGUUUGUUCCUUAUCAGAGCCUGUUACGCUUUAUGAUUGACAUUGCCUCAGGCAUGGAGUAUCUCAGUUACAAGGGCUUUUUGCACAGGGAUUUGGCAGCUCGCAACUGCAUGUUGGGAGAUGAUCUGCAUGUUCGUGUAGCUGACUUUGGCUUGUCCAAGCAGAUCAUGAGCAGUAACUAUUACAGACAGAAGGUUGCUAUUCGAAUGCCAAUCAAGUGGAUGGCCAUGGAGAGCCUUUCUGAAUCUGUCUACACCAGCAAGAGUGAUGUGUGGUCCUUUGGAGUAACUAUGUGGGAAAUUGUCUCCAGAGGAAAGACUCCAUACCCCGGCAUUCCCAACCAUGAGCUUCUGGAACUGCUGGAGCAUGGGCAUCGCCUCAAACAGGGGGAUUUUGACAGUAAACUAUAUGAGGUGAUGCUUAGCUGCUGGCACAAAGAGCCCUCUCAGCGGCCUUGUUUUACAGAGCUGGCUCAGAGACUCAAAGCUCUACUGUGUGAGCUUCCGCCCUUGGAGCCCAGUAAAGAAAGCUACUACAUCAACCAGGGCCUGGAGGCAGCCAACGCCACCCAGAGCAGUGCUGCGGAGCCUGACCCUGAUGGAGCUGUAGGAAACAUUUACUUGUCCUCACCAGGUGGCAAAACAACCUGUGCUACAGAGAAAGAGGAGAUAAAGGAAGACACAGAUGGAUAUUUACAGCAGUAAAAUGGGAAUAUACACUGUCGAAAAUGCAAACAAACAAACAAACAAACAAACAAAAGAAAACCCAUGAGACACAAAAGCUUGCUGUACAGUGCAUAGUGUUAUGUUUUGUAGACUAAGGCGCUGUCGAAAUAUAUCUCAGAAUGAUAAAUAAUACCUGAGUAAAUCAUAAAUUAACUUAGUAAAACAAUUAGUCAGCAUUCAUGCCAGCGUGUGAAACAAAACUCUAUUUCCACUUUUACAUUGUUUAAUCCUUCCAGACCCUAGUGGGUAUUAUAUGCUAUUUCUUACAAACAAAUUGAAUGAUAUAUACAGGGUUUCCUUGAGGUCUUCAUACUGUACUUUGGAGACAUGAACACAAUUUAUCAAGAAAUAUCUUCCACUGUUAAUUUCCCCUUUGUGGGGAAACUUUUGGGAGACCUACUGAAUGUAUUUAAAUGUAUGUAAAUACUAAACCAAGUGAUUUUGUUGGUUUCCUGUUUACAUAUAAUGGCAGCUGGACAGCGAUUGGUAAAUUUCAUACAUCUUCAAUAACUGCCUUAUACUGCUCAAGGGAAUAAAACUGUAAAACCUGGAGGAAA
Molecule: messenger RNA, 3322 nt
Organism: Tachysurus vachellii
Lineage: Eukaryota; Metazoa; Chordata; Actinopteri; Siluriformes; Bagridae
Product: tyrosine-protein kinase receptor TYRO3
Exons: 15
Coding region: 150-2744 (864 amino acids)
Biological process (GO): axon guidance; protein phosphorylation
Cellular component (GO): neuron projection
Molecular function (GO): protein binding; transmembrane-ephrin receptor activity; ATP binding
Source: RefSeq, a predicted model, not a curated record